Molecule: messenger RNA, 1948 nt
Organism: Eucalyptus grandis
Lineage: Eukaryota; Viridiplantae; Streptophyta; Magnoliopsida; Myrtales; Myrtaceae
Product: putative receptor protein kinase ZmPK1
Biological process (GO): recognition of pollen; protein phosphorylation
Molecular function (GO): protein kinase activity; ATP binding
Source: RefSeq, a predicted model, not a curated record
GAGAGAGAGAGAGUUGAAGGCAACGUUUUUGGACUUUCUUCAGUCUUCUCCGAUGGGCAUCUGCUUCUGGGUUGGAGUCCUGGACAAUUCAGGCUCCUCCCUUUCAGUUGAUAAACCGGACGAUAUUCUCACGUCAGAAGACGGUGCUUUUUCCGCGGGCUUUUAUCCGGUUGGAGAAAACGCUUAUUGUUUUGCCAUAUGGUUCAGCAAACCCUCUUGUAGUAUCCACAACUGCGCUGUAGUUUGGAUGGCAAACCGUGACCGGCCUAUCAACGGAAGAUCCUCAAAGCUUUCUUUAAGAAAGAAGGGUAACCUUGUACUGAUCGAUGCUGGUCGGAAAGUUGUUUGGGCCACAAAGACAUCGAGUCCUUUUGAGACGGGCAAUCUUGUCCUUCGUGACAAGCAGCACAUUAUUUCAUGGCAAAGCUUUGACUCGCCGACCAACACGCUUCUUCCACUACAGCUCACUAGGAACACCCCGCUUGUUUCCUCUCGAAGCAAGAACAACUUUUCUUCUGGCUAUUACAAGUUUUAUUUUGACAAUGAUAACCUUCUUCGACUUCUUGAUGGCCCGAUGAUUACCAGUGUCUAUUGGCCAGAUCCCUGGCUUAGUAGUUGGCAAGCUGGAAGAACGACUUAUAAUGACAGUAGAGUUGCAAUGCUUGAUCCCUACGGGAAUUUCACUUCAUCUGAUGAUUUCAAAUUCUUAACAUCCGAUUAUGUGCAAAAAAUUCAGAGAAGAUUGAUGGUCGAUCAUGAUGGUAAUGUUCGAGUAUAUAGUCAAUCGGAAGGAGAGGAGUGGACAGCAUGGCAAGCCAAGUCUGAACCAUGCGCAAUUCAUGGCAUUUGUGGACCUAAUAGUAUGUGUACAUACCACCUUAAGGACGGAAGAAGUUGCAUUUGUGCUCCCGGACAUGCAAGGGAAAGCCUUUCGGUGACUCAAGGAUGCAAGCCUAAAUUCAGCAGCUUCUGUGACAGCAAAGUCGAAACCGAAUUCAUCAAGUUACCACAUGCCGAUUUUUGUGGGUACGAGAAAGAUUUAAACCGCCCAGAGAAAGAUGGAGCUCACAUUGAUGGAUACCACGCCGGCCGACCGGGGUUCAGACGAUUCACAUACAAUGAGCUAAAGAAGGCAACAUGGAAUUUCAGUAAAGAAAUUGGAAGAGGAAGUGGAGGAAUUGUAUUCAAGGCCGUGUUGUCAGAUUGCAGGGUUGCAGCGGUCAAGCUGCAUGAGGCUAACCAAGGAGAGAAUGAGUUUCUGGCAGAGGUGAGCACUCUAGGGAAUCUUAACCACAUGAACUUGAUUGACAUGUGGGGAUACUGCGCAGAAGGAAAGCACCACUUGAUCUACGAAUUCAUGGAACAUGGUUCCCUAGCGGAAAAUUUGUCUUCCUCCCUGAACUCCGAUUGGUCCAAGAGGUUCGAAAUUGCGGUAGGAUCAGCCAGGGGGACUUGCUUUAUUCUUCACGAAGAGUGCUUGGAUUGCCCUUCAUUGUGAUGAAGCCACUUGAACAUUCUCCUUGAUUCCAUGUACCAACCAAAGGUGGCGGGAUUUUGGACUAUCGAAGAUACCAAGAGAGAGGCCCAGGAUUCAAGCUUCUCAAGAAUUAGAGGAACAAGAGGCUACAUGGCUCCUGAAUUUUACAAUGCUUCAAUCACCUCCAAAGUACGGUACAGCUAUGGGAUUGUUCUGUUGGAACUCGUGACUGGCAGGAGUCCAAGAGGAGGGCUUGCAAAUACCGAGGAGGAGGAGAACAGGAGUUCCAAAAAAACAUGGAUAAAGGAAAUUGUGGAUCCAAGGCUGAUAGGGGAAUGUGACAAUAGGAAGAUUGAAGUUUUGGUUGCAGUGGCUGUUCGGUGUGUGGAUGAAAACAGAGAUGCAAGGCCUACCAUGAGCCAGGUGGUUGAGAUGCUUUGCAUUACAGAGACAGAAGAUGACACGGUAUAA